Messenger RNA from Pogoniulus pusillus (Red-fronted tinkerbird), 5228 nucleotides. RefSeq names its product elongin A (gene ELOA). The record is from RefSeq and is a predicted model, not a curated record. Gene Ontology annotation, cellular component: nucleus; elongin complex. Bases 95 to 2419 code for a protein of 774 amino acids. Gene Ontology annotation, biological process: transcription elongation by RNA polymerase II. NCBI's taxonomy places the organism in Eukaryota, Metazoa, Chordata, Aves, Piciformes, Lybiidae. Gene Ontology annotation, molecular function: protein binding. The transcript is spliced from 11 exons.
CUGCCCGCAGCCAAGAUGGCGCCGGCGGCGGGGCAGGGCCGUGCGGGCAGCGGGCGCUGAAGCUGCUUCCGCCGCCGCCUCGCCAGCAGCGAACAUGGCGGAGUCGGUGCUGGAAGUUGUGGGCAAGCUGCAGUCGCGGCUGGCGGGCAGCUCGGAGCCCAGGAAGCUGCUGAAAAGUCUGAAGAGGCUGGCUGAGCUGCCCAUCACAGUUGACAUCCUUGUGGAAACAGGUGUUGGGAAGACUGUGAACAGUUUAAGGAAGCAUGAGCUCGUAGGAGACUUUGCCAAGAACCUGGUGGCAAGGUGGAAGAAGCUGGUGCCGGUGUCCCAGGAGGCAGACAGAAAUAACCUGGACCCUGAAGAGCGUGACUAUGAGAGGAGCAGCUCUAGCAAGAGACAGCAGGAGCCCCCCCACAGAGAGGAUGAGGAACCCGACGAGGAGUAUUCAGAACCCUUCCAGCCAUCCUGCAGCCAGUCCUAUAGCCCAGAUCAUAGGGAAAAGAAGUCCAAAAGGUGUCCUAAGCCUGAGAGAGCUCAUGAGACUUAUGGCUAUGGCAGCCACGAGGGGAAGGGUUGGGGCAGAUCUUCCCCAGUGCUCUCUUCAGAUCAGGAGUACUCGGACUAUGGGCAAGCUGUGUCACCUGAGCCAAGCGAGAGCCCUCAGGACAUGUACACAGACCCUUAUGGCUCCGAGGAGCAGGAAGAGCCCACAGUAUUCCAGCAGAAAGCCAGUAAAGGCCACAGCUUUCAGGAGAAGCUGGGGGCAGGCCGGGAGAGGAACCCUGGUGAGUCAUGUGAGAAAGGGAACGCGAAUCGGAGCAAAGAGCACAAAUCCUCUCACAAGAAGCAGCGACUCGAUGGCAGGGGGGAGGACAGGACCUCUGCUUUCAGCCCAGAAAGACUGCACAAGGCCUCUUUCAAAGAGCAGCUCCGAGAAGCCCCCGUGGCAGGGGGCAGGAAGGAGAAGCAGAGGGUGUCAGAUGGCAUGAAAAAGGAGAAGAGCCGAGAAAGCAGCAGCUCCAAAAAGGAGAAGCUGCACUCGGAGGAGCCUGUGGAGAACCACAUCAAGAAACAAAAGCAUCGAGACUCGGAGAAAAGCAAAUCUGAAAAGCCCAAGCUGGGCCUGGAAAGCUCAAACACAGAGAGGGAGAAAAGGAAAGCUGAGAGGGACUCAUCAAAUAGGAUCAAAGAAAAGGGCAGUUCUGGAGGCCUAAAAUCCACAGAGGGGAAGCGCAAAAUCGCCGAGGUGGAGAAAAAAGCAGGCAGUGCUUCGAGUCUGGGGGAGGGGGAAGUGGAGGAUGAGUUUGAGCAACCUACGAUGUCCUUUGAGUCCUAUCUCAGCUAUGACCAGCCCCAGAAAAAGAAAAAGAAGGUGGUCAAAGCCUCUGUGCCAGCUGGAGAGAAAGAGCGAGGGCACAGCAAACAGAAUGGAUCCAAAGCCAGCACCAACAGCUCCAGCUCGAGUCGGAAAAGUCCAAGCCACAAGCGAACAAGUGAGAAGAAGGCAGAGAAGAAGCAACCAGAGCCUCCUAAACCAAAGAGGAUACUUCUAGAUGUGGUACCAACGUUGCCAGACAUCCCACUGCCACCCAUCCAGGCCAACUACCGCCCUCUCCCCUCAAUCGAGUCCAUUAGCUGCUCCCAGACGAAAAGGAAAGCAGUGUCCUCGCCGGUGGAGGAGAGUGAAGCAGGUUUCACAGGCCGCCGCCUGAACUCCAAGAUGCAGGUGUACUCGGGCUCCAAAACUGCCUACCUCCCAAAGAUGAUGUCCCUGUACCAGCAGUGCAUCAGAGUCCUCAGUAACAACAUUGACUCAAUCUAUGAAGUGGGUGGUGUCCCUUUCUCUGUGCUGGAGCCAGUGUUGGAGAGAUGCACCCCAGAACAGCUCUACCGCAUCGAGGAAUGCAACCAUGUGCUGAUCGAGGACACAGACCAGCUGUGGCACAACCACUGCCUGCGAGACUUCAAGAACGAGAAGCCAGAGGAGUUCGAGUCCUGGCGGGAGAUGUACCUGCGGCUGCACGACGCGCGGGAGCAGCGCCUGCUGAUGCUGGCGCGCAACAUCGGCUCUGCUCACGCCAACAAGCCCAAAGGUAGAGUGGCCAAAAUGGCUUUUGUGAACUCUGCAGCAAAGCCCCCUCGGGACGUACGGAGGAGACAAGAGAAGUUUGGAACUGGAGGACCUCUUCUGCCAGAGAAGACCAAAAUCAAGCCAGUCCUCUACACAUCUAACAAAAGCCACCCUCGUGUGAGUGAGGAGCAGUCCUACGAUGGGCCCAGCACCAGCAGUGCCCAUUCUGCCCCAUCUUCAGGUAGCACCUUCUCCCCCUACGACCCCAGGAAACCACCAGUGAAGAAAAUUGCACCCAUGAUGGCAAAGACUAUCAAAGCCUUCAAAAACCGCUUCUCUCGGAGAUAAGCUUGCAGGGCAGACCUGGGACUUGCCUGCUUGCAGAGGAGUGGCACUGAAGGGAGAAGAAGGUACCCAAACAGCCCUUUCCUGUCGAACUCUUUGGAGGCUGCAGCUGCUGGGAGAAGCUUUGAUCUGCACAAGAUGACAGCACAGUAUUUUAGCUUUUCAUUCUGGUCCCUUUCUCAGUGUCAAGGCCUCCCCUCUUUUCUUUUGUUUUCCCCUGCCCCUAGCCCUGGGCAUCCUGUUUCUGGCUUUGUCAUCCAUCAAAAGAAGGUGCACAGCACCUCCUGACACGAGAAAAUGUGAAGCCUUGGCACCUGCUGAGAGUAGAAGAUCCAGAGACUGUUUUACUAUUUAACCUCUUAUAAAUUAUGAAACGGUUUUAAUUAAUAUUUUGCCCCUUUCCCCCCCCCCCCACACACUGCUUUUAUUUAUGUUGCUCCCAGAAAUCUCCCUCUUCCCAAUCCAGUACAAGGGUCAGCUUCUCUGUGUCUGUCUGAGGGGCCACUUGGUGUCACCUGAGUCUGGCUUUGUGAUCGGCUGCCUGCUGGGCCCAAAGUCCCACCUGGACUCUCUGGGACAGGUAGGACUUGUGGCUCACCUGCUCCUUGAUCCUUUGGCAAGUGCAUCAAGUCCUGAGGCUUUGCUCCUGUGUCUGUCAAUACAAUUUUAGCCCUUGACCUUCUCUCUGCUGUCAAUGUAGAUCUUGUAGAGAUGUGUUUUUGUCACGCAGGGAUGCCAAGAGCCAUUGGGGGAGUUUUUCUCUGCUGCUGUUGUCUUCUGCUGGCUACUGGGAAGAAAACUAUGAGGGAUUUGGGGAGAAAUUUUACUGUGCACCAAGUCAGUUUUUAUGUUUGUGGGUUUUCUGGAGCUAGGGGAUUUUUGUCUGCCUCUGGAAUUUUUAAAUCUCAAUGAAGGCACCAGGUUUUGCCUCUUUUAGUGGAAGGAAUUAAUACUUUUAUCAUGUUUUCUGUGUGGAAUUGGGAAGGAUUCUUUUCCAGUUGAGAAGCUGGUACUUAAAUCCUCUCUCCUUCCUGUAUGUUUUGCUCUGCUUUCUCUUUGGAAAAAGCAAAGAUUUUAGUCUUUGUACCCAAAGCCACUCAGCUGGGGUUGGAGGUGAGUGAAUUACAGAAUGUGGUUGCGUUUUAAUGCGUGCAGGCUACGUAGCAGGAGGCCAAAAGGCUCAUUUGUGCUUGGUGUCAGAGGAACUGGUGGUCUGGAAGGAAAAGGUGUGAUGGGACCCAGCAGAUCGAGGGCCUGGUGGAAGUGUGCAGACAUGCUCUGGAGCACAGCUCCUCUGGGCAGGUGGGGAGCCAGGAGGUGUGAUUGCAUGUGGACUUGCUGAGAGCACAGCAGGGAGCUGGACACGCUCAGUGUGAAGCCUUCUUGUGGUGACCAUUUCUGCUUGUGGGUUACAUCUGCCUCAAAAGCAAAGUUAUCCAGAGAUGGUGCAAGCUGAGGAUGGAGCUGGUUAGACCUAGGUCCUGUGGCAAGGGAACUGACCUCUGUAAGAGCUGAGAUCAGAAAGGGGAAGAGGUUCUCCUGUUCCAUGCUGCAUUUGCUGCCCUAGCACUCUGCUGUGCAGGUGGAGAAGGUGCUGGUAGUGGAUGCUGGUGGUGGUAGUCCUUGAGAAGUUCUACUGCUGGCUGGCUGUGGCUGCCAGCCCCAACCUGGUGGAGUUGUCCAUGCACUGACCAGGGAAAACCUUGCUGUGAAGAGUUCUCCCUGGAGGACUCUACAGAAAUCCCUGCACCCUUCUGGUUUCUGUCAGUUUCUUUCUUUUUACCUCCUUUUUUUGCCCUUUCUUUCUUUCAUACCACUCAGAACACUUGUCUCUCCUUUAUUUGGUCCCCUCUUAUUUUGAAGGUCUUGGAAAAACGUUCUCAGACUCUCCUGUGCUGUAAGUUUGUUACAGUCCCAGAUGCUUCAGUGUUACCGUGCAGCAUUUCAGUGUGUGUUGUGCUGUAAAAUAAUGGCUCCUUACUCUUGCAUUUUUGCUGUAUUUAAUUUUGCUGUAUUUUUAAUUAGAUAACAAUAUAUUAUCUUCUGCUGACCGUUGUGCUACCAUUUAUUUCUCCUCUGUACUUGGGGUAGGGACAGAGGGGAGGGAAGGGGGAGCCUAGCAUUGUCUUCAGGUACCCAAAGGUGAGGCCUGAGAAUGAUCUCGGGCACUGCUGAACUGCCACUUCAUGAAUCCAACAGUGAGCUGCUGAGGUGUGGGUAUUGCUGUUGCAGGGCUCUGAACCUUCCCUCUCAAGCAGCCUUUUUGCUCUAGGCUUUGCCAGCUGUGUCUGUAUUUUACCUCUGCUGGGUCGCAGGAACAUCUGAUGCUGGGACCCUGGAUUGACUUUGUGCUGUCCCACUGUACUGGGACCCAUGCAAACUGCUCUCCCUUCUCUCCCCUUCCUUGUGCUCAGACACUACAGCUGGGCAGACUUGAAGAGGUAGGCACCAGCCCUCAGCUGGGAAGGCAGGAGGGCUGCUUCCACAAGACAAACUAAGCAAAGGUCACAGUGCUUGCUCUGUUCCCAGUCUCUCAGCGUCCGGGGGGGGUUAGAGUGGUGCAAUUUUUCUGUGCUACACUACACACGAAGGAACUGAACAGAGCUGCCUCUUCCCCUUCUGCUGCCCUGCUGCUGGGGAGGAGUGUGGGCAGGAAAGGGAAUGACUUUGACUUGCAUUUGUAUUUUGGUCCCCAACUGUGUAUAUACAAUUUUCUAUGUUCCUUUUUUUGUGGUAACUAAGAGGAAUAUUUUAAUUAGAUAAGUUAUAUGAAAAGAGGAAAAUCAUGUCUCAAUAAAAGCCAAACACUGGA